ACAUUGCCUUGUUUAAUACGUCAGGUUUCUUUGUUGUUUUUUACAGAUACUUUUGCUUAAAUACUAAAUAAGCAUUGCACGACUACAAUGAAUUUAAGUACAGCCAUUGUUCUUUCAGUUGUCGUUUGCAUCAUUUUAUUAUGGAUAAGAUGGAGAAAACAAAGGAUGUCUUUGUUUCAACGUUACGGAAUUCCAGGCCCAGAACCAAACUUUUUCUUUGGAAAUUUAAUUGAAUUCAAUAAAGAAAGAGACAAAUGCAUAGAAAAAUGGCUACAACAGUACGGAAAAAUAUUUGGCUUUUAUCUAGGUGGAAAACCCUUUUUAGUAUGCAGCGAUGUCGAACUUUUGAAACUCAUUCAAAUAAAAGACUCUUACAAUUUUUACAAUAGAGAUUUGCUGCUGCCUGAUGGUGGAAUUUCUCAUGAUUCUGUUAAACAUAUACUAGGAUUACACACAGAUGAAAAAUAUAAAAACCUACGAAGUAUUCUCAGUACUUGUUUCACUACAGGAAAAAUUAAAAUG
Molecule: messenger RNA, 522 nt
Organism: Centruroides sculpturatus (bark scorpion)
Lineage: Eukaryota; Metazoa; Arthropoda; Arachnida; Scorpiones; Buthidae
Product: cytochrome P450 3A29-like
Exons: 5
Molecular function (GO): heme binding; monooxygenase activity; iron ion binding
Source: RefSeq, a predicted model, not a curated record